Molecule: messenger RNA, 2518 nt
Organism: Pocillopora verrucosa
Lineage: Eukaryota; Metazoa; Cnidaria; Anthozoa; Scleractinia; Pocilloporidae
Biological process (GO): lipopolysaccharide biosynthetic process
Molecular function (GO): glycosyltransferase activity
Source: RefSeq, a predicted model, not a curated record
CUCCAGGCGAUCUCUUUUCUCCUAAUCAAUGCGGAAAGUUUCUAUUAGACGAAGCUGACUUCCUAGCGAGGGAGCUUUUGCGUCAAUCAGGGGUUGAGCUCAAUAUUUCUUCAGCUCGUAAUCAUGUCUUCGAUUGAUUGGUUCACCGGCGAAAACCAAAAACCAGUGGCAAUAAUCGACAACGGUUUACAUUUGCGUCAGUGAUCAAAGCUUAAUUCUUCAAAAUUAAAAGCUUCCUGUGAUGUCAAGGCUACAAAAGGAUUCCACUAUUGCUGGUGUAGCCUCUACAUCACAAGAGGACCAGGGAAACAGGACACUAAAAGUCACUUUGCUUAGUAGUGAGUGGAGAUCAUCAACUGAUGGGGACUUGUCAACUAUCAACCGAGAGCUGGCCAUCCAGUUAGCUAAACUCCCCAAUGUGGAUGUUAGUGUCUUGCUUCCAAAUUGCAGUGGAGAGGACAGGAUUAGUGCAAAAAGUCACAAUGUGAAGCUUAUUGAAGCAGAUGAAGUUCCUGGUGUUGAACCAGUUCUUUGGCUGUCAUCUCCUCCAAUAAACCAUACAAUGGACUGUGUCAUUGGUCAUGGAGUUCAGCUAGGCCGACCAAUAGCAUUCAUCAAGAGAAAUCCAAAUUACAGUCAUUGCAAAUGGAUUCAAGUAGUUCACUCUGCUCCUGAAGAAGAUGGAAUGUACAAAAGCAUUUCAGAAGGUGAAAAAUUGCAAAAAGCAGAAAUUCAACUCUGUAAAAUGGCUGACCAAGUUAUCACAAUUGGACCCAAGCUGGCAGAAGCUUACAAGCGUCACCUUCAUCAAGUUAAACAAGAGGAAAAUGUUUUUGACCUUACUCCAAGUGUUUUCUCUGAGUUUUUGGAAGUAGAGCAAGCCACUGAAGAAAGAAGAACAUUCUGUAUUCUUGUUAUUGGAAGUGGUGAUAGCUGUGAAGAUUUCAAUGUCAAAGGGUACGACAUAGCUGCCAAAGCAAUUGCUGAGUUAAAAGAUGAAUCCUACAAACUCAAGUUUGUCUGCGCAGCUGGAGGAAAAGGAGAUAUUGUAGCAGAAAAGUUGCUCCACCAUGGCAUCAGUCGUAAUCAGCUUAUUGUUCGCAGCUUUGAUGAUAGCAGAGAAGUGCUAGCUAACUUAUUCUGUGAAGUGGAUCUUGCAAUAAUGCCAUCCAGGACUGAAGGUUUUGGAAUUACAGCUCUCGAAGCAUUGUCUGCUGGUCUGCCUGUGCUUGUCAGUGGUAAUUCUGGACUUGGAGAAGCUCUGAAGGAAGUGCCUUUAGGCUCACAGAGUGUGUUAGAUUUGGAAGAUCCUAAAGACUGGGCCAAAGCAAUCAAGUGUGUCCGUCAGAAAAAGAGAGAAGUGCGACUUUCAGAGUCAAGAUUUCUACGUGAAGAGUACCUGAAGAAGUAUAGCUGGGAGGAGCCUUGUAAGAAUCUUGUGAUAAUGAUGAAGAACCUUGUCUUUGGUAAAUUUACUUAAAUUUAAAUGUUACAGUUUUAACUUGUCUAAUAACUGAUAAACCAGGUACACUGAUAAAAAGUUGAAUCAGCCUUUAGUCAACUUAGACCUAUGAUAACCAUAAUUUUUUUAUAGACCAGUAUCAAACAAAUAGUUAAAAGUGGUAAAUACUCAGGAAAGGUAAACUUAAUUGUUAUGUGAUAAUUUUACCACAAGAUUAAGAACAGCAUUGCAGAGUUUUGAAAUAUGUACUGGGUAAAGUGCAUUUGCAUGGGAAAUACUUUCUGUAGUUAUUUUACUUAAGACCUAAAGCAGGUACUGUUGAAGGUUGAACAAGCAUGGUCAACUUGGUUGGUGUCUUUUUUUAGAUUGACUUAGAUUUAAAAAAAAUAUGAAGGAUAAAUAUAUCAGAGUCAGAGUUCCAUGCCAAGUUUUUUGUGUGAAUGAUGCUUAAUACAGGCAAAUCCUCUUGUAGGGUAAUUUAAAAGUAUCAACUGAGUUAAUAAGAGAAAAUGGCCUCUGUAAAGAGUUUUAAAGCUGACAAUUUGAGCAUUAGCCUCUUGCAGAAAUGGUUUUAUAAUCAAACCUAAGCUUUUUUAGACCACUGCCAUGAAAAGAUAAAUUUGAAUAUGAGAACAUGCCACAUGGGUUGUAGUCCUACUUGUGGCACAAGUUACUUCACAAGGUUUGGUAGCCUCUGAAGAAGAAGUAGUAUUAAUAUAAAUCUAUGAAAAAAUUCAGGCCCAACAUUAUGACCAGCUCCCAGUUGGCUUGUUAGCUUAGUUGGUAGAGCACUGCACUGGUAUCACAGAGGUCAUGGGUUCAAAUCCCAUAUGGGCCUGGAUUUUUUUCAGGUCUUAUUUCAACUACUAGUUCAGUAGUGUUCAUAGCUGCAAGGAUUGCUUAUAUCUGUAAUAUAAUUCUGUUGAGCAUUGGCUAGUACAAAUAUUUCAGUGAAAGUUGUGGUUUUGACCCUCAUACAGCUUCUUAAUAAACAAAUAUUAACACUGCACUUUGCCUUAUUGCACAUCUGCAGUGAUUGCCUAUGCCCUUUGCAGA